AUCAUUCGACCGGGCACUCCCGACUCAUAGUUUCGUCAGCCGUGUAGAGUGUACUUUUGCUUCACUUCGCUGUUCAUACGUUUAGUUUACUUUGUGUGUGCGCGCGCGCGCGUUUAGUUAUUUAUAAUCGCGAGCGCAACAUAAACACACAGCGCCGCCAGCUUCUUUGACACGGAUUCCCCGACGAGAGCGGACAACUUGUUCACAGUGCUGAUUGCUGUUUACUUUGGUGUGUACGGUGUCCAGCAAAAGAGUGUUGUCGAGAAGAAUACAGUGGCAGUGGCGUUAAAAUGGCGUGUUUUAGUCGGUUACCAAACUGGUAGCUGUCUAGCGACUGUUGCUGACCGAGAACGACGGCUAGUGUCUAUGUUGGAUAGUUUUCUAGUGCGAAGUGAAUCCAUUCCACACGUGGCACCUGCAUGAGCGGAUUCCCAGCUGGUGUGUGCGGGGACAUUUUCGAUACAGUGACCCGCCAGGUCUCUGGAUACACCACAGACUGACAACACUAACAUUACAAAAUGGAUCUGCAGGGAUGUGAAUCGCAUGCUUCUCGGUCGCUGAAAGAUGACGUUACCGAUAGGCCCGCUGUGCGGGGACAAUAACAACAGCGCGCUACCCCUGCGAGGCGCGCGUCGUAAGCAGCAGUGCCUGAGCGCGGCCUUCGCAGACCAGCCGGCGAAGCGGGAACGCCGGCGCGCCAUAUGCUCCUGGUCGGUGGGCUACGGCACGCUGAGCCACCACCAGCAACAACAGGACGACGGGCUGCCGGCGAUCCAUGCGGCCACCGCCGUGCCCGUCCAUCAACCGCCACCACAGCCACAACAGCGCCGCAAUUUUCUCGCGAUGCCCGGCCUCAAGUCAUUGGUCACCCGCCGUCGGAAUUCCGGCUCGGCGGAACCCUCCUCAGUACCACUGGUACGCCGGAAUGGAAGUAGUAGUAAUCUCGUGCGAUCGGCGGCUAGUCUAGCUAGUCUGCGUAAGUGUGAGACCGUGCUGGCGCUCACCGGGGUCCUGAGGACCUCUUCGUCCAGCAGUGAUCUGGAACCCAUCAGACCUGUUAAUCGGUUGCGGGAGUCGACGCUGGAAGGGUCGCAUUCACGAAUAUGCUCACGCUGCUCCAGUUUGUUGUCUCUGGCGUCGACAUCUCGAUAUUCCUUGGAUGCCGCUGGUGGUGGGUUUGUACAAGUGACCAAGGAGGAUGACGAGACGCGGACGAUAUUGUGUAAGCUGUGCUUAGUUGAGGUGCCUUUCAAACAUGCCAUUCGACUGCAGCAGUGCAAUUGCUCCUUCUGCUCCGAGUGCAUGAAGUCGUAUGUGGAGUUCGAGAUAGCCGAAGGGGCGUACGACAUUUCCUGCCCGGAUGCGCAAUGUCCCGCACAGGGCGUUCUCGUGCAGGACGAAAUCAAAAGACUGGUCGGCGACGAAAUGCUCGAGAAGCAUCUCAAAUAUCGUCUCAAUCGAGAGGUUGAAAUCGACAAGAAUCGCAUGUGGUGUCCACGCGCCGGCUGUGAAACAGUUUGUAGCGUGUGUCCACCUUCGAAGAAGCGCAAACCGCAAUGCGUGCAUUGUCCCCAGUGCGCCGUCGACUUUUGCAGCGCUUGCAAACUGGAAUGGCAUCAGGAUCUCACCUGUGAGGAGUACAACAAACAGCUGGCUAAACAGGGCCGUGCUGAGGAGACGGGCAUUCCUUUCGAUUCAGACCUCAUCAAGUGCUGUCCCAUGUGUAAUGUUCCAAUCGAGAAGGACGAGGGAUGCGCGCAGAUGAUGUGCAAACGUUGCAAGCAUGUGUUUUGCUGGUAUUGCUUGGCCAGUCUAGAUGAUGACUUUCUACUACGACACUAUGACAAAGGGCCUUGUAAGAAUAAACUCGGCCAUUCACGAGCGUCGGUGAUCUGGCAUCGGACGCAGGUGAUUGGUAUCUUUGCUGGUUUUGGCAUUCUCCUGCUGGUGGCGUCGCCGCUGUUGUUGCUGGCGGCGCCGUGCAUCGUCUGCUGCAAGUGCCGUGUGUGCAAUGCUGGCACGACGAAACUCGACAACGAAGAUGAGCUUCCAGGCGAGAGCAAUUAGUUAGGCCCCCCACCCCGUAUCCAUGCAACACUUCAUCAUAUUUUCUAGUCUUUGCAAGCAGACAACAAAAAUUACGAGGAGGACGAGUUGCAUACUGUUUCCAGCAGCCGCCGACAUGACGGUCACUCUUGUACAUUUAACAAUUAGAACGCUUUGCGGGCGUUUCGGACAUGGCAUGGACGGAAUCUGUGAUAGAACGAACUGUGAUGAUUGUCUCUAACCGUCUGUGUCCGAAACUCAAGACGUAAAAGAUUUACAUUGAUUUUGUAAAUUAAUUAUUUUUACUUUGUAAUUACGAAUGGUCCACCCCCCUCAAAUCUCUUUUCUUAGUGUACUUAAUGCGAUAAGUCUGAAGCGGAUGUAAUUAAGCUUCGUUACGUUUUUAUUUUUUGAUUUGUUUUAGAUUUAACAACAACACAACCAGCAUCAACGAAAGUUAUUGUUUUUCCUCAUGCGAAAACGACGACUGAUUAACUUUUUAUUACUAUUAUUUUUUUAAUUUCCUAAUUUUUGAGGUUUAAAUUCGGUUUUGAAUGCGCUUUUUUAAAUAUGCGAUUCCUUCUCGUCUAAAAUGAUUCUUCAAAACAUUCAUAGUCAAUUAGAAGCCAUAAAUAAGUAAAUAACAUCACCACUUUGACGCAGAUACAACUCUUAGCAAAAGAAUUACAUAAAACAACAUAAAAUGAUAUACCUAAUGAAAUAUAUAUUGUUACAUUAUUUAUAUUUGGGUACUGUGUACUUAAUAUAUUAUUAUUACCAGGA
Dalotia coriaria is the source of this 2829-nucleotide messenger RNA. RefSeq names its product probable E3 ubiquitin-protein ligase RNF144A-A. Gene Ontology annotation, molecular function: ubiquitin conjugating enzyme binding; zinc ion binding; ubiquitin protein ligase activity. The transcript is spliced from 6 exons. Gene Ontology annotation, biological process: ubiquitin-dependent protein catabolic process; protein polyubiquitination; positive regulation of proteasomal ubiquitin-dependent protein catabolic process. Gene Ontology annotation, cellular component: cytoplasm; ubiquitin ligase complex. Lineage: Eukaryota; Metazoa; Arthropoda; Insecta; Coleoptera; Staphylinidae. Bases 565 to 2067 code for a protein of 500 amino acids. The record is from RefSeq and is a predicted model, not a curated record.